Molecule: messenger RNA, 894 nt
Organism: Ichthyophthirius multifiliis
Lineage: Eukaryota; Ciliophora; Oligohymenophorea; Hymenostomatida
Product: udp-glucose dehydrogenase, putative
Exons: 4
Biological process (GO): glycosaminoglycan biosynthetic process; polysaccharide biosynthetic process
Cellular component (GO): cytosol; nucleus
Molecular function (GO): oxidoreductase activity, acting on the CH-CH group of donors, NAD or NADP as acceptor; UDP-glucose 6-dehydrogenase activity; NAD binding
Source: RefSeq, a predicted model, not a curated record
AUGAAUUCGUAAAAAGUAUCAAAAAUAACAUGUUUUGGAGCAGGUUAUGUAGGAGGACCUACAAUGGCCGUUUUUUCAAAAUACCAUUAAGAAAUAAAAUUCAUAGUAUACGAUGUGAACGAAUCUAUAAUAAAAUAAUGGUAAUUUGAUUAAUAAUUACCAGUAUUCGAAUUAGGUUUAAGUGAAAUAAUAAAAUAAUAAUUAUGCAAGAAUUUGUUUUUCACAUCAGAUUUAAACGAAGCUUUAUAAAACACAGACAUAAUUUUUAUCGCUGUUAGUACCCCUACAAAAGAAAAAGGCCGCGGAGCUGGUAAAAGUCUCGAUUUACGAUACUUAGAAGAAAGUGAUAUUUUAGGAUUAUGCUAUUUAUGUGAAUUUUUAGGAUUAAAGGAAACUUAAGAAUAUUGGUUUUAAGUAUUAAAAUUAAACGAAUAUUAAAAACAAAGAUUUACUGAUACUAUAAUUGAAAAAAUGUAUAAUAAUGUUUCGAAUAAAAUCCUGACUAUUUUUGGUGUUGCUUUUAAAAAAAAUACUAAUGAUGUUAGAGAAAGCGCUUCUAUAUCUGUAUGCUCUAAUCUAUUAAUAAACGGUGCUAUAUUAAAUAUAUAUGACCCUUAGGUCUAAAAAAAUGCUUUUAUAAAUGAAAUGUAGAAUUAAAAUUUAUAUACAGAAGAUUAUUUUUAAAAAAUAAACUUUUUUAACCAAGACUAUCUAAAAUCUGUUGAAAGUUCGCAUUGUAUAGUUAUUUUAACUGAAUGGGAUGAAUUCAAAACUUUCGAAUAUUCCUAAAUGUUUUUAAAAAUGAAAAGGCCUACUUAUAUUUUUGAUGGAAGGAAUCUUUUAGAUUAAGAUAAAAUAGAAUAAAUUGGUUUUGCAUAUGUAAAGCUAGGUUGA